GUGGGUCUGUUUCCUCGGAAGCUGUCCGGUCUUGUGUUCAGCCCAAUGGACCAGAAUUCUGUGGUGGUGUCUUGUGAAGACUACCUAGAUACACCUUCACUUGCGGUACACAUUUAUGAUGUGUUGCAAAUUUCAUUUUAUCUGACAUGUCCAUAUCCACUUCAGUAUACUUGAUAUGUUAUUUUAUUAGGUGUGGGACAUGAGGAGAAUGACUAAUCCUGUAAGCGAAUUAUGUGAAAACUCAAAAGGAAUCAUUGCUAUGUCAUGGAGCCCACAUUGUGAUGAUGAGUUGCUUGUUAGCACUAAAAAUGACAAGUUAAUGCUUUUUAACAUGGAGAAAAAGGAGGCUAUCUGGAAGGAUGAAGGUGAUUCUGGCCGUUACUAUGAUGUCCAAUGGAGCCUGAGCAAUAGAGGAGUUUUCGCGGCUGCUUCACAUAACAACUUGGACUUGUUCAAGUUGCACGACAGGGCAUUGUCUCCGGUUUGA
Messenger RNA from Lolium rigidum, 487 nucleotides. RefSeq names its product protein transport protein Sec31B-like. The transcript is spliced from 4 exons. Gene Ontology annotation, biological process: endoplasmic reticulum to Golgi vesicle-mediated transport; COPII-coated vesicle cargo loading; intracellular protein transport. The coding region runs from base 200 to 487 and encodes 95 amino acids. Lineage: Eukaryota; Viridiplantae; Streptophyta; Magnoliopsida; Poales; Poaceae. Gene Ontology annotation, cellular component: endoplasmic reticulum exit site; COPII vesicle coat. The record is from RefSeq and is a predicted model, not a curated record. Gene Ontology annotation, molecular function: protein binding; structural molecule activity.